AGAAAGAGAAUCCAUAUGUUAUUUAAAUCGUUAGAUUAAAACUUUUUGUACGCCUAAUAACGUUUCCAUAAAUAAAUCUUAUACACACGCCUCUUAACAUCAUGUGGGAAUGGACACGAGUUCAUUCUGUCGCUAAAUGGUGUCGCGCAACCUCUUGGCAUCCGCUUUUUUGCUCUCUUCGGAGAUUUUGAAAUGCCCUUAUUAUACAACUAAUAUUGUUUUCUGGAAUGGAUGAAAAUCAAGAUAAGAAACAACGUGAUCUUAAAAAGUUUUGCAGAGACUUAUUCAAUUUUGUUCAUGUUGAAAUGAACGUUUUGCAGGAUUGCACUUCUAAAGCUAUGAAGUCACGUGACACUCUGCAAAGCAACGUUUUUACGAGGUUUAGGAAACCGAGGGAAAACAGAACACGGUGGUAUAUCCUGUUUGCAGCAGCAGUCCUGGUCACUUCAUUAGCAGUCGUGGCAAUCACUUUAGCAAUUUAUUUUGGAACGGGAAAAGACGAUGCAAAUUCAGACGAAGGACAAGUUGAAACCAUCCGGCUUGGUCCUGAUACCCCAGUCUCUACAGACAGUCCCUCGACAAAGGGUCAGUUCAUCACCAAACUGACCUCCCAAUAUCCAUCAUCUACCUCAAAAAAGGCAACCUCUCAAGGGACCUCUUCUGGUGAUACAUUCACGAAAUCUACAACUGCACAUGUCCAUGUCCAGAAGCAGACGACCAAUUCCAGAAGCAGUGUCUCAACGUCUGCUAGACAGACGACAAAAUCGUCACAACGUUCCAGCACAGAAACUCGAACUACCUCAAUUAAUACCCAUUCAUCCGCCACCACUGCAGACGACCAAACCACAAAGGUCACCCAUUCCACCCAAGAAACCACGAAAACCGUCACAGCUUACCCUCUGAGACCUACUUUAACCGUCCAAACCAACAAUAUUGUAUUACCAUACUCAAAAGCUGUGCUUAGUGUCAGCUGUGUUACGAUGUACGCCAGGCAAUGGAGGGAGAUGAGGAUCUACCGUCAAAUGGAGGGGGGUUCCAUCGUAAGCCUCGUUGUGGUCAAGUCAAACAUGGGCUCACCGAACGUGGAAAUAAGCCCCAAUUUUACGUCCGAGAUAAGCUACAAAGAGGAUGCUUUACUAGUAACAAUUCACUCCAAGGAAGUGGACUGCUCGUACCUUGGAAACUACACCUGCUUAUUGGCGCUCCCAGAUGAAACUUACAAAAACACCACUAGAGUCCAAGCUCUGAAUAAAAAGAAUUCCAAACCUAAGCUGACCGUUUCCACCAGUGUCGUGGAAGACAACACUGCCACUAUCACGUGUUCUAUGGAGCUGAUUGAACCGAAUGCCACCAUCACUUACAAAUUUCGCCCGCCUGGUCUGGACAAGUACUUUAACCUCAGUCUGAGCCCAAAUAUUACUCGGACGUGGACAGGGUGUUCUCUACUGAUUGAGAGUACACUCACUAUGGUAUCUAAGAUGCACGAUAAUGGAUCUGUCUUUAUGUGUGAGGUGACGACAUAUCGUAAUAACGCCAUCACUACAUAUACAUCAGAAGCCGAAUUUAACGUUAUUCCAAAAACUUAUUGUGAUGAUAAGAAUGCUUUCGCCAUAUACCCUCAUCCCUACGAGACGUGCAAUAGCGUCGUGUACUGUUAUGUGAAUGGUCCACAGGUGUACAAAAUAAACUGUGGAGAAGGGUACUGUUACGACACGACUAAAACAAAUUGUGUGAAGGUGGCUUCAACAUCAGUGCCUAACACCACCCCUACCACCAACACCACCGUGGUGGAGACUCAAACAACGGGGCUGCCAUUCGAUUCCAAGGAUAUAUAAAUACCCAAUACAUGAUGGGAAAUAUACUCUGUGUUAUUACUGAGGUCAUGUGGCAAUUUUGAAAAAAAACUAGAAAAAUCAACAGAAGAGAAACGACAAGUUUUCUCUUUAUCAAACCUCCCUCAAAAAAAGAGAAAACUAUUGAAAAAUAAUGUCUCCCUUGGGAUUACGAUUAACCAUUGUGUUAAAAUCACCUUAGCUGACUGUUAGUAGUCAACGUUAUAAAUUCAACAAACAAGAGCGAUUGUAUAAGAACGCGCUUGUCGGCUGACGGUGAACGUUCUUGUUUCUUCAAACCCGGAAAUGUUGGAGUGAUGAAGUUUAUAAAGGUUUUAUUUAAAGAUCUUGUGUAAUGUAACUUUGUUUUAAAUUUAGCUCUUUCUGGACUCCUCAAAAUCUAUUCAUCAACAAGUAAUGCCAUAAAACGUUGACUUAUAAAGCAGACCAAGCAGACUAGAGAACAGGAUCCUGUACGUAAAUACAAGUCCCAGAAAAGUACAUGGGUGACAUUUAUGGAGGAAAGCUGUGGAUUUUUAAAUAAGCACGAAUUAAUCACAGCGAUAGGUGGAAAUUAUGAAACAUCAAUGUCAUAGACAUCUCUCAUAUAGACUUUUCCUUUUUACCUUGAUCAUGCGUACCUAAAACUGUUAAUUUAUAUUUACAUAUUGUCAAAAUGAAAUCCAGCUGUUUUGUAGUCCCGUCAUUACUGUAUGUUAUGCAUAAAGAUUAGCAAACAAAUAUAGUUUGCACUUUAUAUUGUUUUUGCUGUUAAAAUAUGUAUAUGUGGCAUCAUAUCAAAUAUAAUUAUGUCAGGGCUAUGUACAUAUAUUUUUUCUCUGUAUAUCAUAAAAUUCUAUUUUUUUGUCAUCAGUAAUUAAAACGCUUUAAAAAUGAA
Saccostrea cuccullata (small rock oyster) is the source of this 2730-nucleotide messenger RNA. RefSeq lists its product as uncharacterized. The record is from RefSeq and is a predicted model, not a curated record. NCBI's taxonomy places the organism in Eukaryota, Metazoa, Mollusca, Bivalvia, Ostreida, Ostreidae. The transcript is spliced from 8 exons. The coding region runs from base 228 to 1835 and encodes 535 amino acids.